AUGAUAUCUAAACAAUGGUCGUUAUAUGAUCUCCAAUAUGUAGUAUUGACAACAAUUUUACUCAUCGAUUUUACUUUAAUACAAUCACCUACAUUCAUACCUCGAUUAUGUAUAGGUUCACUUUUAUUCAUAUCAUUUUGGAUACCUUAUAUUAGACGUUUUACACUACCUGCUUUACCUAUAUUUACAUGGUUAAUUACAUUCUACGCAUGCCAAUUUAUUCCAAUUCAUUAUCGACCUACACAUAUCUUUGUUAAUCUUUUACCUACACUCGAAAGAAUCCUUUAUGGAGCAAAUCUGUCCGAAAUUAUAUCAAAACAUACGCAUCCAAUACUCGAUAUUUUAACAUGGAUUCCAUAUGGAUUAAUUCAUUUUUCAUUCCCAUUCAUAUUAUCUAUUUUAAUCUUCAUCUUUGGUCCACCUGGUUCUUUAAAGACAUUUGGAAAAGCAUUCGGUUAUAUGAAUUUAGCGGGUGUUCUUACUCAAUUAUAUUUCCCGAAUGCAUCACCCUGGUAUGAAAUCAUUUAUGGCUCUGCUCCUGCUAAUUAUUCUAUUCCUGGUGAAGCAGGUGGUCUCAUUCGUAUAGAUAAGAUUUUAGGGUUAAGUUUAUAUGGUUCCUCCUUUGGUACAUCGCCUCUUGUAUUUGGUGCCUUCCCUUCUCUUCAUUCUGGUUGUGCUACAAUUGAAAUGCUAUUCGUUUCUUAUCUUUUCCCCAGAUUAAAGCCAAUAUGCUUUAUAUACGUCAUGUGGAUGUGGUUUUCGACAAUGUAUCUUACUCAUCAUUAUAUGAUUGAUCUCGUGGGUGGUUCUAUUUAUGCUAUCUUAACUUUUACUAUAGCUUAUCCAUUCUUACCUAAACGAAUUCCUCAUUAUCGUACACGUAUGGAUUAUUUUGGUGUAUCCAAAUCAAACAUUCGAACUUUUAUUUAUAGUAUAGAACAUGAAGAUUUGAAUAACGAUAGUAGUGACAUAAAUGAUGAAGAAUCUGCUUUAAAAGAAAUUCAUCAAACUACAGCAACAACAAGAUCUUUUAAAAGACCUGAAUCAUUAAAAUUAUAUACUAUCAAUGAAAAGAGAAUAUUAGAAGAAGAAGAAGAGGAAGAGAAUGAGAGAUUACCUGGUUUAUCUCCUUCAUCUAGUAGUCAUUGGUCUUUUACUUCAGAACCUUCUUCGCCUAUAACGCCUUACAGUAGUAGUCCUAGAAUGCAAUUAAACAAACUUUAA
Cokeromyces recurvatus is the source of this 1224-nucleotide messenger RNA. RefSeq lists its product as uncharacterized. Gene Ontology annotation, cellular component: inositol phosphoceramide synthase complex. Lineage: Eukaryota; Fungi; Mucoromycota; Mucoromycetes; Mucorales; Mucoraceae. The coding region runs from base 1 to 1224 and encodes 407 amino acids. The record is from RefSeq and is a predicted model, not a curated record. Gene Ontology annotation, biological process: sphingolipid biosynthetic process; inositol phosphoceramide metabolic process. The transcript has 2 exons. Gene Ontology annotation, molecular function: inositol phosphoceramide synthase activity.